AUGUCGGAUGAGAAGCAAUGUUUGAAGGCCAGUUAUUUAUCUCCUUCUUAUAUUUUGCUAGGAGAUGAAUAUGAUCUUGUUCAGGCAUCUCAAAAUAUAUCCGGGCAACAGAAUAUUGAAGAACAGUACACGGAUUAUACGGCUGCCGAUUUCGACUACCUUUCGCCGAACGUACAAGCUCUCUUAGACCGAUAUCUGCCUCUAGAGCCCCCCAAAGUGAUUGACCAGAUCAAAAAGACAUUAGAUUCUGCUGAUAUAGGUGGAAUUAUGCCUACGGCAGCGUAUGAUUUCCAUCUCUCUACCAUAGGAGGUUUGGUAGAUGAGCUCUGCAAGAAACAUGGAAUGAAUGCUCGUAAUCCACCAGAUUUGAUAUGUGUAACCCGAGGUCCUGGAAUGACAGGAUCUUUAUGUUCGAGCACACAAUUUGCCAAAGGGUUAUCUGUUGCAUGGGAUGUACCAAUUGUAGGUGUUCACCAUAUGUUAGGGCAUUUGCUUAUAGCCCAGCUUCCUAAGACCGAGCAGCCAUGGUUGGGUGCUCCUAAGUAUCCUUUUCUUAGUUUACUUUGUAGCGGAGGUCACACGAUGUUGAUAUUGCUGAAGUCGAUUCAGGAGCACGAGAUCAUUGUCGAAGUGAAUGACAUCGCUGUGGGAGAUUCUCUUGACAAAUGCGCUCGCGAACUUGGGCUUUAUGGGAAUAUGCUCGGACAAGAACUAGAAAAGUAUAUCAAUAAUUUCCCUGAGGAACUCAAACAAGAGUUCGACAAUGUUGAUAUAGAAACCAGGGACAACGAGUACAAGUUCAAACUCAAGAUGCCAUUCAAAGGACCAGGAACUGGACGAGUUCCUAAGAAUAUCCAGUUUUCGUUUGCUCAGUUUUUGAGUGCUAUUCAAUCGUACCGGAUUCAUUAUUUAAACAACGAGCAGUUUGACAAUAAAACGAAGCAGAUGAUCGCUUACAAGACACAAGAGACAGUAUUUGAUCAUAUAGUGGACCGUAUCAACGUAGCAUUCCAGAAACACGGCUUGGACAGAAGCGUGUAUAGAAACGCCGAUGGAAAGUUCGUAGGUAUCCAAGACUUCAUCUGUUCCGGAGGUGUAGCAGCAAACAGGCGUUUGCGUCAAAAGUUGAGUUCGAAUCUUGAGUAUAAGGAAGCGUUACGAACCGACCAAGAUUUAGCGUUCCAUUUCCCGGACUUAUCGCUUUGUACGGAUAAUGCCAUCAUGAUCGGAGUUGCCGGAAUCGAAAUCUUUGAGAAAUUGAGAGUCAAGUCGGACUUGAACAUCACUCCUAUAAGAAGAUGGCCCAUGAACCAGUUGCUUGAUGUGGAUGGCUGGGUAAAGGUGGAUGACGCCGAGUUCAACAAAGUGUGCAAGUUUGAAAACUAA
Molecule: messenger RNA, 1386 nt
Organism: Scheffersomyces stipitis CBS 6054
Lineage: Eukaryota; Fungi; Ascomycota; Pichiomycetes; Serinales; Debaryomycetaceae
Product: putative N(6)-L-threonylcarbamoyladenine synthase
Exons: 3
Coding region: 1-1386 (461 amino acids)
Biological process (GO): mitochondrial tRNA threonylcarbamoyladenosine modification
Cellular component (GO): mitochondrion
Source: RefSeq, a predicted model, not a curated record